AUGCAGUCUGUGCGAUCCUCGAACUCAAUUGAUUUGAAAGGCUCUGUUGAAAUUAUAGCGGAUUAUUUCUAUGUUGCUAUCAACAAUAUCUUGUAUAUUCGUGGAAUUUACCCUGAAGCUUCCUUUAAGCAAAUGAAGAAGUUCGGCAGGUCCGUUCUAGUGACAACGGAUGAUGAGUUAGAUAAAUAUUUAAAGUCUUGGUUAACUAGCAAUUCACUAAAGCGACUUGUCCUGGUUAUUAAGUGUGUCAAAACCGAGGAAGUCCUUGAGCGUUGGCAAUUUAACGUCAUUAAAGAAGACGAAAAUGUCGAUUUUAGUCAACAAAUUGAAAACGAACUCAGUGUAAUUGUUCGUCAGAUUGUUUCGUCGUCAACAUUUCUGCCAGUUCUCUCAUCAUCUUGCACAUUUGACCUAUUGGUUUAUACGGACAAAAAUUCUGAAAUUCCUGAAGGUUGGGGUGAAGCGGGUCCAAGUUUUGUACCUAACUCGACUCAAGUGCAAUUGAAGUCGUUUUCAACACGAAUUCACAAAGUUGAAUCAAUUGUCUCAUAUAGGUUAUGUUAA
This is a messenger RNA of Mesocestoides corti, 564 nucleotides long. NCBI's taxonomy places the organism in Eukaryota, Metazoa, Platyhelminthes, Cestoda, Cyclophyllidea, Mesocestoididae. The record is from the annotation of a GenBank genome assembly.